UCUUUAGUACAUAUGGUCACACUGUAUUUUUAGUUCACAGCUGUCGCCGCCCUGAUAAUAUAAAAUAACAUCUAGAAACGUGCCACAAGUAUUUCCAUUUUUACACAUAACAGCACACACACAAAGAUGGUCUUCAACUUUACCGCCUUCACAUAUAUUGUGGCUCUGAUUGGCGAUGCCUUUUUAAUAUUUUUCGCAAUAUUUCACGUCAUUGCGUUCGAUGAGCUGAAAACGGACUAUAAAAAUCCCAUAGAUCAAUGCAACAGUCUAAAUCCGCUUGUAUUGCCGGAAUAUUUGCUGCAUGUAUUUCUAAAUUUAUUAUUCUUAGUCUGUGGCGAAUGGUUCUCUCUGUGCAUUAAUAUACCCCUCAUAGCCUAUCAUGUUUGGCGCUAUAAAAAUCGCCCCGUGAUGUCUGGCCCGGGUCUGUAUGAUCCGACAACAGUUCUUAAGACGGACACUCUGUCUCGUAACAUGCGAGAGGGUUGGAUUAAGCUGGCUGUCUAUUUGAUUAGCUUCUUCUAUUAUAUCUAUGGCAUGGUUUAUUCGCUCAUCUCGACAUAGAGAGGUCCUACAUACAUACCUCUAGAAAGGGCACCACCUGCCUGGGGAUCUCAGCGCAUCUACAUCGUGUGUGUGUGUGUGUUUAUGUCUUUAAGUUGUCAUCAUACUCUUAUUUGCUUUUUUUUGGGUGAUUAGCUGAACGAUCUGAUUGAAAAACAAGAACAGCAACAACAACAAACGCGAACAAUACUGCACUUUGUAAAAUUUAAUGUUAAAUUACCAUCUGAAUUACGAUCCCAUGAACAAAGACACAUGUUUUCCCCCUCUUGUAAUGUACCUAUUAAUUUUCGGAAUUUUUUUGGUGUAGUUGGAUUUUAAACAACCAAUAAUAAAAUUUUUAAAAGAAAAA
Drosophila willistoni is the source of this 910-nucleotide messenger RNA. RefSeq names its product protein cornichon (gene cni). The transcript has 5 exons. Bases 127 to 561 code for a protein of 144 amino acids. NCBI's taxonomy places the organism in Eukaryota, Metazoa, Arthropoda, Insecta, Diptera, Drosophilidae. The record is from RefSeq and is a predicted model, not a curated record. Gene Ontology annotation, cellular component: COPII-coated ER to Golgi transport vesicle; endoplasmic reticulum membrane. Gene Ontology annotation, biological process: endoplasmic reticulum to Golgi vesicle-mediated transport.